GGAAGGUAACUUUAAGGUUUUCUUGUCGGGACAGUGAAUUUCAGUACAGGGAGAGAGCACGACUCUCGGAACAGGGAGGAAACUCUGCAGAGGUCCUCAUUAAAAUUCCCUGUCCGUACACUCGCCACGAAAACCUCCUUUAGUGGGUGGCACCGGCGUCCUGUGCGUCUCUUAAUUGCGCACCCGCAUUAACGAGCGAUCACGGAUCAGUUUAAUCACCAGUCGCUGCGGAUCAAGCUGUCUCGAGGCAGAGAGUUUGCUUCAUGUCCCGCUAUUUACGGCUUAAAGUGUGAGAGAGGAAAGGUGGGCGCAGAGUCCCAGAGUUCCAGCUAAAGGGUGGCGCCCUACACAUCUCAUCCAGCCCCUGGACACACAGUGUCGCGACCCACAGCAACGCGGUCCGCUCCUGCAGUCCACUGGCUUCUUGUUGCAGCUCAUGAUUGUGACAUUUCUCUGUGGGGGACUGGCAACAUGUGCGCCUACUGGUGUGAAGUGUGACACAGCGGCUUUGGGGUUUCAUUUCUCUCGGAUACGCCAAGUACCCGACGUUACGGCGCACCUUGUGUAAUAGAGAACCAUGAGCACUGUGGAGGAGGAGCCGGAUCACAUGAUACCAUGAAGACAAGCCUGCAGGUCCUGCGCUGCCAGCUGCUGAGUGUUCUAGCAUUCCUAGCACUGCCAGUAGGACUGGUGUCAUCAGCACAGGAGCUGUACCUCAGCCAGACAUCCCAGGACUCUGUCUCCAUGGCAGCCGCCCACAGCAGUCCCCUGUCUACCCCCAAACCUCCCCCCCUGCACUGGCAUCAGGAAGGCUCCAGUAGCGGAGAAUGGUCAUCUAAAGGAGGUACUCAACCUCCCUCAAACAUCAUCCUCCCUGCAGUCGCCCUCCAUCCUUUGGCCUUGCUUCACACAACCCAAACUUCCAGCCUGGCUCAUGACGACCCCACCAUUCACGACACAAAGACUGUCACCCUAAACACUGUGAGCACUGAAAGUCAUGUGAAUCAACCCCUGGAGCCAAGCUCUGAUAUUGUAAACCAAGGCCACAUCAGGAUACCUCAAGUCCGUAACCCAGUUACUGUCAGCACUAACCAGGCCAUCAGCAGCAGCUCUAAAUCUCCCAGCACAGCGGUCCCAAAUAUAGAUGUGGAAACUACUGCCAGAGGGGCUCCAAACCCCCUGGCUCUUAUGUCCAGCUCUGGAUCAGACAGAGGAGAUACACUCACUGAACACCACAUAAAGCCUCAGAAGUUGAGUGUGGAAGAACCCACCAACCCCAGCUGGCAGUUUGUUCCAGAUCUUGAGCACUCCUCCCUGACCUCCCUUUCCUCUUCAUCAAUGGAUACUGACCCCACACUAGGCCUGAAACUCAGGGAGUAUGCUCUGGGUGCCUCAGAACUGACCGCACACCACGCCAUCACCCUGAGGGAGGUGCAUGGAGUGAACGAGCCCCCCACUGCUCAACUGGGGAUAGACCCCAAGGAAGGGUCUGUCACUCCAGUCGGGAGCCCACCAGAGAAUCUAGCUUCCACCAUGUCCACUCCAGCCCUGUUCACUGAGCCCAGCUUCAACACACAGAAUUCAACAAUCAUCCCAAACAACCACACUGCACCCAACGAGACCACCACUGAGGAGGGUCGUGGUCAGGUUGUUCAAGGUAACGGCACAGACAAUGCCCCUCUGGGACCCUGGAUAGGGAAUGUAACUGCAUAUGGAGGGCUGGUCUCUAACAGCAGCUCAGUCGAGGAGGCGUCUGCUCAGGGGAACAGCUCAGAGCUCCCUUCCACAGCUAGUAGGAACUUCCUGAACAGGCAGGUGCCUGCCACUACCCAGGACCCCUGGACACCUGGCAACAGCUCAGGCCCCACCGUUGACUCCCCGCUGUCCCGCAUGACCAUCUGCUUGAGCAGGAUGGACAUUGUGUGGAUCGUGCUGGCCAUCAGUGUGCCUGUGUCCUCGUGUUCUGUGCUUUUGACGGUGUGCUGCAUGCGGAGGAAGAAGAAGUCGUCAAGUCAGGAGAACAACCUCAGCUACUGGAACAACGCCAUCACCAUGGACUACUUCAGCAGACAUGCUGUGGAGCUGCCCAGAGAGAUACACACUCUGGAGAGUGAGGAGCAUGACACCUGUCUACCCCCUAAUGGAGACUACAGCGGCAGCAGCGUGGUCCUGGUUAACCCUUUCUGCCAGGAGACCCUCUUCAUCAACAGAGACAAAGCUUCUGCCAUCUAGAGACAGGAAAAGAGAGACACUGUUGGAUUCUCCUCUUCUACUCCCCCUGCUGUUGUUGGCUAUUUUAUAUAUGUGGUAAAUAUUCAGAGACUUUGAAUUUAUACUGUAUAUGACAAAUACAAAGAGCAACCAGAAAGAAGAGUGAUGUAAACAGACACUAUUUACUAUGAGAAUGCACCCGCAUAUUUUUCUGAUGUACAUUUUCUACAAAAGGCUUAAUUGUGAUAAAAGGUUUUUAUUGUCUUUAUAAAAUACAGAGUAUAUGUGGUUUUGUUUUCAUUACAGUGGCUUGAUGGUGAGUGCACUGUGGAUGUUGCCACAUGAAAUCUGCUUUAGAAAGAGAAACAUGCUAUGAAAACAUUAAAGCUGUUCUUUGUAAUUUUAUUUUUCCUUUAAAAUCAAUCCCAAAAUACUUAUAGCCUGUUGAACUUGAAUAUAGCGUCUACGUACUUAGGGGGAAACAGAGAUUUGUGACAAAAUACUGUUUGUGAGAUCAGGGUCCAUAUUUUUUAAACUGAGAAAUACACUUGCAAAUGCUCUAAAGAGCAAAACAACAGAACAAAAAGUUCUUGAAGUGAAGAAUAAGACCUAUUUAUCAAGCUACUUACUUCUAUUAACAACAAAGUGUAAGAGUAGCCUUUAAGAGAAGCUCUCAAGUGAUCACAUGAUUAAUCACAUGUAUGCUCUGAGCAGGAAUAGCCAAUCAGACAUGUAUUUACUCUUCUGUAUAUCUGCCCCAUUUUUCUUUUUCUUUUUUAUCCUUACAUUUUACUCAGUGAUGUUAUUCUGCCAAAACACGUGAUUUACAUUUUUAAAAAAAGUUCAUUUUCUUUGUGUGAUUUCCUUAAAUUUCACAUUAAAAUGUGAAAUUAACAGUAAUAAUAUGUAUAAUACAUUAUUAAUAAUAACAAUAAUAAUAAUAAUAAUAAUACAUUUUAUUUAUAGUGCACCUAAAAAAUGCUUUACUUGAUGAAUCAUGUGAGUAAAACAAAACCAAGAAAUCUAAAACACAGUAUAACAGCAGAAUAGAGCAGGACAAAAUCAAAAAUUAAACAUUUAAAGUGGCUAUAAUCGACAGUCUAAUAAUAACAAAUGUGAAACAUUUGUGAAAGGGGUCGCUUGUAGUGAUGAACCUACAGAGAAUUAUCACCUGAAUCUGCAGCUCCCCUCGGCUUUACGGAGCUUUAUAGUGAGUUUCAGCUCAUUGUUUAGCUGUCCGGCCCGCAACUUUACUGUUUUGGUUGUUUGGUUUUGGCCGCAGCAGGCAGCUGUUUUCUGUGAAAAAGGUCUGAAAACCCACUGUACACUACCUGCUCAGCACCAAACAGCACACAGACAAAGUUAGCGACUAGCUGGUGAACAUAGUGGAGCAUUUAGCAGCUAAAGAACCAGAUAUUUCCCUUACGCGUUGGUAGAGACCAAACACGGAGUCUAAAUUAAUGUUACUUGGUAACUGUUGGAUGUGUAAACAAGCAACUGUUUACUAACUAAGUUCAAUAUAUCAACCUAAAAGCUGAUAACGUCAGUGUUCACAACUUGUUUCUUCUGCCCUUAAGUGGCCAAGAAAAACAGUUAUUGCAGGUUUAAAGCAGUUUUAAAAAGGUUAUAUAUAUAUAAUGUGUUAAGUCAUAAGAAAUUUGAUAAAUAGCCUCUUAUUCUUAAGUUUGCAAGUAAAAGUGAAGGAUUUUUACUUUCACUUGAGUCCAAAAUUGAACUUAGCAGUUUGAUAAAUACGGGACCAGAUUUUAAUGGUUAUUUGAGCAGACUAUUCGGGUGAUUUGGGGUCUACAUCUUGCAGUUUACUGACUUAAAAUGGCUUUCCCCCUCAUGUGUCACCAGCUUCUCUUAAGAGGGACCGCAUAGAUGUCUUAAUUCCUUAUGUUGGCCCUUUUAUAUAUCAAUGUGUGUAUGUGUGUGUGUAUGUGUGUGUGUGUGUGUGAAUGCCCUGUUUGUGCAUGUAAGCACACUGUGUGAGUGUGGACGGAUGAGUUAAAAUGUGCUGCCCCCUUAACCAAAUAUCACUGUUACUUUGAGUCAAACAAGACUUUGUAUCACUUUCAGCUCAGUUUUAUCUGUUUCUCUGUGUGUGUCUGUUUGUGCGUACGCCUGUGUCUGUCUGUCUGUCUCUUGACUGUAAUGUGGAGUGGCCACUGGUGAUAUCCCAGUUUGACAGUUAGACCAAACUGUAAAUGUCUCCCACCAUAAAUAACUGUGUUUGUUGAGGUGUUGAAUGAUUGUGAAUUAGUUGCUGGACCACAUAAUGCGUGUUAGAGGCUGUCAAAAAUUUUGACCAAUAAAAACACUGAGAUAAAUAAUGUAUGCUGAAUAUUUACUGUGAGCACAUAAUGAGGCAGUUUAAUUAAAAAGUGUGUUUGAAUAUUUUGUUUAAUUAUUGAACCUGUGGUCCUUCUAUCAUCUGUUUUACUUUGCAUUGCUGCAGUUUUAUUCAAUAAUCAAUGCUGCCUGCCUCUAUUGUCGCUAAAGAUAUUCUGCAUUGUGACAUGUUGUUCUGAAAUCACUGAUUCAAAAGGUGAUGCUGAAUAACACGGUUAAACAUAUUGAUAUUUCCUGCAUUGGAUGCUCACAGCUGGGCUUCUUGUUUUGCACGCUCAAAAGUGGAUAUUUUACAAAAUGUUCAGUGGCACGGUGGAGCAGUGUUCAACAUUAUGUAUUUUUUGUACUGUAGUAUACACUGUACUUUUUACUGCUGAGCAAUAAAACAAAGAAAAAACACA
Messenger RNA from Siniperca chuatsi (mandarin fish), 4967 nucleotides. It is a transcript of the gene tmem108, whose product is annotated as transmembrane protein 108. Gene Ontology annotation, biological process: dendrite extension; postsynaptic density organization; retrograde axonal transport. Bases 616 to 2232 code for a protein of 538 amino acids. Lineage: Eukaryota; Metazoa; Chordata; Actinopteri; Centrarchiformes; Sinipercidae. Gene Ontology annotation, cellular component: early endosome; endosome membrane; postsynaptic density. The transcript has 5 exons. The record is from RefSeq and is a predicted model, not a curated record.